This is a messenger RNA of Cinara cedri, 8561 nucleotides long. NCBI's taxonomy places the organism in Eukaryota, Metazoa, Arthropoda, Insecta, Hemiptera, Aphididae. The record is from the annotation of a GenBank genome assembly.
AAUAGAUAAUAUUUAUUAAUUCAAAUUUCAAAUUUAUUAUAAAUAUGUGUAAAAAAUGUUUUUAAACCAUGUAGAAAAGUGAUUUUUAUUUUUUAUUUUAAUAUUGAUUAAAUAAAUUUCAAUAUUAUAUUUUUUUUUUUUCUGUAAAAGCAAUAAAAUAUUAAGUUUAAAUUAUUUAAUGGUUACUGAUAUUAUUUUAACAUAGCAAUUGUAGAUUUCUGUCUGGUUAAAACUAUCAAAUUAAUAGUAAGUAGGUAAAUGUCUCAAAUUAUUUUGUUGUUUUAGUAGAAAUCAUGAAUUCAAUUAAAUUUCUAUCAAUUUACUAUCAUUAUUUGUUGUAGUAAUGUACAAUUAUAUGUAUUAUAUAUAGCCGUAUAGAUACAUUGUAAUAUCAAGAAUCUUGGCGCAUAAUAUGGAAUUAAACUUUUCAGAUUAUAGAAAAAGUUUUACUUCUAGUUUAAAAAAUUAUUUGAUUUAUGGUACCUGUCUGUAUAAUUAUUAUUUCAAUUUUAAUUUUUAUAUUUCAAUUAUAAUUUAACCUAUUUAUGAUACUGUUUAGAAUACAAAUAAAAUUACUGAUUUAUUAACAAAUUCGUUUUUAGAUAUAAAGGUAUUGUAAUAAAUCAAUUUGAGGUAUUUUUUAUUAAUGAAUAGGUAUAUGUCUUAUUUUUAAAAAUAACUUUUAAGCAAUUAUUUUAUUAAAAUUUUACACUUUUGUUCUAGAAUGUGAUAAGACCUCAAAUUUUAUUAUUACCAAAUUGGUCUUAUUUUUUACUUGACGAGUUGCAUACUUACCACAAUUGUUUCAGAUACACAUAAUUAAAGUCUGGAAUUUUAUUCCCUUAAAACACAAAAUAUGAUUCUUAUAUUUUUUAAAAAAAAAAACAAUGUUCUCCUAUAUUCUCUUAAAAAUUAAAAAAACAUUCAAACAUAAUCAAUGUGCAUCAAUUUCAUAUGCUUUAUAUUUUUGUAAUUUUUUUAUUUUAAAACUCAAAAUGAUAAAAAAAAUAUGUGUAUGUACCUUUAUAAUGGUUGUUAAAUAAUUCGAAAAUAAUUUUUCAGGUACAUCAAAAUUAAAAUUAAUAUUCAUAAUAAUUCAAAAUUACAAUAAAUUAUUAUUAUUUUCUAACAAUUUAUGAAAUAUUCCAAAAUACGCUAAAUGUACUAAAUAUUCUAUAAAACUUUUUAAAAAUACUUAAAUAUGAAAAUAAACUUCCUGUGAACUCUGUGUUAAACGAAUUAUCCACAUUUUUACUCUCAUAAAACUGUAUAGGUAAAUUCAGUCAAAAUAUGUGAUAACAAAAAUUCGGACUCUAUACAUAAUACAUCCAUUUAUUCAGUAUUAGUUAGUCUUUUAUUCAUAAGAUUUGAUACAUUAUAAUAUAUAAUUUAAUGUCUCUAUGUUCUAUUUGCUAAACAUUUUAAAUCAAAUUGGUAAUGUAAUUUAAUUAUAAGUUAUGUUAUUAAAUAUUAAUAUGAUAAACCAUUUUUAUUAUUUUAGUUUUCAAAUACAGAGGAUAUACAUUGGUGGUAAAAAAAAUAGUAAUUGAUCAAAAAUAAUGGCAGUACUCCUUGUAGGAAAAUCAGCAGUAGAAGAUAAAUCAUUUCAAAAUCAAAUUGAGUCCGUGCAUUUUGAAAUGGUCAAAAGUAAAGAAGAAACUAUUCAACUUUUACCUAAAGAAUAUAUAUGUGAUAAGUGUAAGGUUGUAUACUACAAACGUACACAAAUGGCGAGACAUUUAAAAUUGUCUUCUUGUAAAAAGAAGCCUUCAGUUACUGAUAAAGAAGUUCCUAUUAUCAGAAAAAUACCUAGUUUAUCGAAAAAUAAGCAAUCAUUUUUUCAAUAUAAACUAUAUCAAUGUAAAAUUUGUUUAAAAUCUUUUCUGAAUAAAACAAAAUUGAUUCAACACAAAAAAACUCAUAAUGGAGAAAAGCCAUUUAUUUGCAACAUUUGUAAUAGAGGUUUUUCUAGUUCUUACAGUUUAAAAAGUCAUGGAAAAACUCAUUCUGGCGAAAGGCCAUAUAAAUGUGAUAUUUGUGAGAAAGCUUUCAGUUAUUCACAUAUCCUAAUAAAUCAUAAAAGAACCCAUUCGGGAGAGAAACCAUUUAAAUGUGAAUUUUGUCAAAAAUGUUUUGCUACUUCUGGAACUUUGGUAGCUCAUAAACGUACACAUACAGGUGAACAGCCUUAUAAAUGUAAUAUGUGUGAAAAAACAUUUUCUCUAUCCAGCAGUUUAAGUUCUCACAAAAGAACACAUACUGGUGACAAGCCACAUAAAUGCAAUAUUUGUCCAAAAGCAUUUGCAAAAAGUGGCGAUUUGGAGAGGCAUACACGAACUCAUACUGGUGUAAAACCAUUUCAUUGUGAUGUCUGUGAUAAAUCAUUUACACAGUCUUCUGGCUUGAUUAUACACAAAAGAAUUCACACAGGUGAAAGGCCAUUUGAAUGUGAUACAUGCGAUCGGUCAUUUACUAAUUCAGCCAGCUUGAUAGCACACAAACGAACUCAUACAGGCGAAAUACCCCAUAUGCCUCUGCAUAUUCUCAAUACGCAGCCAGUGUCAAAUAAUCAAAAUACUAUGCAGACAAAUAAUGUAUUUUCAGAAAUACCAAUAACUUCUGCAGUAGCGCUGUGGGACACUAAUGUUCCGACAACUUCAGUUGGAGAUUUAAAUUAUAGCUGGUCUAAUUGGUUUCAAGGGGAAACAGAAUUUAGUAAUGUUAAAGAUCCUCUUGAUGGUACAGUCGAACAACCAGUAGCUUUUAUACAAUCUGAUGAUAAUGAGAGAGAAAACAUUGGCAAUGUAACUACAACAAACAGUGAAAAUACAACUUUGGUCAGCAAUGUUAUAUCAAUCAAAAAACUAGAAGGCCGGUGGCUAGAUUGUGAUGUAUGCCAUAAAACAUUUCCUUACUCUUCAAGGCAUAAAUUGAUUGAACAUCAAAGAAUACACACUCGUGAAAAACCAUUUAAAUGUCUUGUAUGUCAAAAAUCAUUUUCUCUGUCCAGUACUUUGAUUGUGCACAAAAGAAUGCAUACCGGCGAAAGACCGUUUAAAUGUAAUAUAUGUACUAAAGCGUUUGCUCAAAAAUCUAAAUUAAAUAUACACAAAAGAAUUCACACAGGUUUGAAGCCUUUUCAUUGUGAUUUAUGUCCAAAAACAUUUGCUCAUUCAUCAAAUUUGGCCGACCACAAGAAAACCCACACUCAAGAAAGACUGUAUAAAUGUGAUAUUUGCCACAAGGAGUUCACCCUUGCAAAUAGUUUACGAAAACAUAAAUUGUUACACACUGGAUACAAACCAUACAUAUGUGAAAUUUGUCAAAAAGCCUUUGCCAAGAAGGCUAGUUUGGAUCGACAUAGAGGUACGCAUGAUGGCGUACCUCAAUGGACAAAACCGUUUAUGUAUAGUAUUACAGAAAAACAAAUUAAUAAUAUAGAAAAACCAUUUAAAUGUCAUGUUUGUUUUAAAUUGUUUGCUAGUUUUAAUGGAAUGACUAGACAUACAGCAAAACACAAUGAACAAGAUCAAUUUCAAUGUGAAGUGUGUCAUAAAACAUUCACAGGUGUUUCAGUACUUACUAGACACAAACGUAUACACACUGGAGAAAAACCUUUUCAAUGUGAUUAUUGUCCUAAGGCUUUUGCUUAUUCAUCAAUACUGGUCACUCACAAACGUACUCAUACUGGUGAAAAGCCAUAUCGGUGUGAUAUUUGUCCCAAAGCGUACACACAAUCUUCUAGCUUGAUAGUUCAUAAGCGAACUCAUUGGAAUCAACUAACACUUAUUAACAACACUGAACAACCAAUGAUAUUACCACCAAUUGAACCCAAGACAAACCAAUAUGAAUUAUCAAAUGGAUCUACAACUGCAGAUGAUUACACUGAAAAUUGGUCAGAUUGGUAUCCUUCUGAACCCCAAAUGUCUCUUGUCACAAAUGAACUACCACAAAUUAUACAAAAUUCUAUUAUUGAAGCAUCACCUAUACAAAUUGUAAUGGAUCGUAUACCAGUACAAAUUUCUAAUGGCCAAAAAGUGAAAAUUGAUGUCAAAAUUAUACCACAGAAAUUUAAGUGUGCUAAAUGUAAAGAAACGUUUAAUGAGAGCAAAUCAUUAUUGAAACAUAUUAGAGAAGUACACAAGCCCAAUAUAAUUAAAACAAAAAAGACUGAUGAACAAGUGUCCACACUGAAAAGUACCACCACAAAACAUAAAAAAAUACGUGGUAAACGUCAACAAUUAGAAUGUGAUAUUUGUCAAAGGCCUUUCAACGACUCGUAUAAAUUGAAAGUGCACAGACGCACACAUACUAGAGAGAAGCCCUUUAAAUGUGAAUUUUGUGAAAAAUCAUUCAUAGACUCUUGUAAUUUAAAAGAACAUCAAAAAGUACACAUCGGUGAACAUUUUUUUGAAUGUGACAUUUGUCAAAAAUCUUUUCUGCAGUUAGGUACAUUGACCACACACAGGCGUACUCACACGGGAGAAAAACCUUACAGUUGUGAUAUUUGCCAAAUGCCGUUUGCGUUAUUGAGCAGCAUGAAGACACAUAUUCGACGAGCGCAUACAGGUGAAAAACCGCAUAAAUGUGACUUUUGUCAAAAAGCAUUUGUAAAGCGUAACGACAUGAUUCGCCAUCGAAGAACACAUACUGGAGAACGUCCGUUUGUAUGUGAAAUAUGUCAACAAUCCUUCACUCAAUCAUAUGUUCUAGUUUUACAUAAGAGAAACCAUCAUUCAGGUGAUAAACUUUUUACAGAUGGAAAAUAUAGUAUUGUACCUCCUAAAGAAAAACUAUUUAAAUGUGAUGAAUGCUUUAAAUUGUUUGGUAGUCAGUCAAUGUUAAAUACACAUAAACGGACUCAUAGGUGUGAAAAAUCAUUUCACUGUAAAAUAUGUCAGAUAUCCUUUACCCAAUUGUCAGGUCUUAUUGCUCAUAAAACUACUCAUCAUCCUGUGGACAAAUUGUUUGAACAAAACGUCAUUGACCCACCACAGCAACUUAUCACUUCCACAAAUAUCAUUUACACACACAGAAAACUUCAAUACACUGGUGAUAUACCGUGUGAAUGUAGUGUUUGUCAGUCAUCACCUAACCUACCAUCCACUACAAAUACACACUUUAAUCAAUCUGUGAUGCCUGACAGUAACAUGUAUUAUGUAUAACUGUUAAUUAUCUAUUUUAAAAUCAAGUAGUAGUGUAUUGUAAUUAUAAAUUAUUAUAGUAUUGUUUGAACUUAUUGUCAUUCUCUUUUUUAAUAAAUAAAUAAAAAUUAAAAUAAAUUAAAUUUGUCAUUUUACUAUAUCAUGAAAUCUGCUAUAUGGAUUAUUAUUAAUCAAUAUCAUUAAAAAAAAAACCUUAAAAGACAUUUCACAUAUAUAUCCAAACAUUCAAAACUAUAAUAAUGUUUACAAAAACUCUGAAAUACAUACAUAAAUUGUAAGUGUUAUAAAACUAAUUCUAUACAAAUAUUUGAAGAAAGAAAAUGUUUAUUAAAUUCUCAGGAAUAGUUAAAAAUUUAUAAACACAUAAUGAAUUAUUUAAAAUAUUUAUAAAAUUUAGCAAGUGUAAUUUAAUAUAAGUUAGUUAUAAUUUUGUGUGUCUGGAAAACACUAAUUUCAAGUGUAUAAUUUUAAUUUACAUAUGAUAAUUUAUGAGAGAACCAUAAAAUAACAAUUUACAAAGGGUAGAACAAAUUUAAAAAGUAUCGCUUUAUGUCUAUUUAGGUGAAAAAUAAGUUUGUAAUCUCAUUGAAUAAACUUUAAUUGUCUUAUAUACUCCGUGCCACGAGAGAGUGCGACUAGGCGGCGACCAAAACGUGUUCAUUACAGCACAUUCCCACCACAUUUCUGUCAAGGUUGCCUACCGUCGGUAUGUGUCGAUCGCCGUCGUACCGUUUGUCGAACAACGUGGUUGUAAUAUACAGAGCGGUUACUGGUGUCAUCUUAUUUAUUGUUUACAUGAUUGUUCUUCAGUGCCGUUCAACGUGUUACGUGUAUCUAAUACGGUUUUGAAAUUUUUUUUUUCAUUUUAAAUAGACAUUAAGACGAGUUAUUUAACUAUUUAUAAUGGCCGAUAUUUCACCUGUCAAAAGGAAUCCUUUUGGAAAAGUAAAUAUUUAUAAUAAAUAAUAUACUAACAUUUUUUUGUUCUAUGCUAAAUGCCCAAUUAGCAAUAUAUAUUGCUAAUUCUUCGUAUUUUUUUUUUAAGUUCGUUGGUACUCGACAAAAAGAAAUUAUUGUUAAUUUCUACAAAAAUUUAAUGUUGGAGCAAGAGAAUAUAGAAGCUAGUCAAAAAAUGAAAUAUAAGGACAUCGUCAAAACAAUUUCAAAGACGAGUGGUCUUGGACAAAAAAACAGUGGAACGUACGCUAACAGAAUACAAAAGUAAAGGUAGUUUCAUCGCUAAAUAAAAAAAAAAAAUUGGAAGACAGUGAUGGACAAAACCGACGAUUUUGUCCAAAACGCCAUUAGGCUGAAAGUUCAUAGUUUUUGGUUUAAUCGAGAAAUACCUACUUUGAAUAAAAUGUUAGUGGCUGUAAAUGACGAUGAGAAUUUGCUAAAUUUUUCGAAGACAUCCUUACGCAGGAUUUUAAAACAUCUAAAUUUUGAAUAUUUGAAAAAAAAAUCGUAAUAGUGCACUUAUUGAACGAAACGAUAUCGUGUGUUGGCGUCGUAAAUAUUUUCAAUCUAUAAAACAUUAUAGGCUAAGUGGUAGACCAAUAUACUAUCUUAACGAAACCUGGGUCAAUGCAGGUGAAACAAACACAAAGGCAUGGGUCGACACAACAAUACAUUAGCCCAGAGACGCAUUCCUUCGAGGAGUCACUACUGGGCAAAAAGAACAUUCAGGGAAGGGGAAACGAUUAAUUGUGUUACACAAUUGGGUCAUCUGAUGGGUUCGUCCCUGGCGGUCUUUUAUCUUUUGAGUCAAAGAAAAAUUGACUAUCACUAUGAGAUGAAUGGGGACACGUUUUACGACUGGUUCACCGAAAUCCUACCAUCUCUAAAAGACAACGCCGUAAUAGUGAUGGAUAAUGCUUCAUACCAUUCGGUAAAAAUAUAUUCAUUUCCAACCAUAUCUUGGACAAAACAAAAAAUUAUAGAUUGGUAAGAAAAAGAAGGUGAAAUAAUUCAGCCAUCGUUGGUUAAAUCUGAGCUUUUGGAACUAGCCAUUAAGUAUAAACCGCUACAUCACAAGUAUGUGAUAGAUGAAGUAGCAAAAAAAAAAUAAUAAAAUAGUUCUACGGUUGCCUCCCUGCCACUGUGAGCUGAACCCUAUAGAGCUUGCUUGGGCCUGGAUAAAAAAUUAUGUACGUAUGAACAAUAAGACAUUUAAACUACAAGAUGUGCAUAACUUAUUAAAAGAUGCUGUGGAACAAGUAACGAGCGAAAUGUGGACAAAUUUUGUUGGUCACGUAAUAAAAGAAGAGGACAAAUUCUGGAGAGUUGAUCAUCUGUCUGACGAAAUUUUGGAUGCCGAAACAGGAGAGCACACAUUAACAAUAACAGGCUACACUACUUCAGAUUCCGAAGACGACGAAAACAUUUAAAUUAUUAAUUUAUGUAUAUUUUCUAAUUUAAAUUACAUGUGAUAAAAUAUAAUAUAAUACUUUUAUUAUAUAGUAUUUAGAUUUAAUAAUAAAAACGUAAUAAUCAAAAUAAAUUAUACUUAUUUAAUAAAAAAACUCCUCUACUGAUAUUAUGUUAUACUAUAUAAUGGUUAGUUGCGGUAAUAUUUGUGGUGUUACUUGAGCCGCUGUAUACAGACAGCGGUCGCCACAUGGUGGGGAAAGUUUGGGUUCUGGGUGUCGGAGUUAAUCAUUUGCAAUGCGCGUGGCGCUCGCACUCUCUCGUGGCACAGAGUAUAGUAGUUAAAUUAGUUAAAACUGAGGAUAACAUUUAAAUUUACCCAGAAUUUAUUUUAGUUUCCUAAAAUGUAAUAAUUAAAUUAAUCAUUAAUGUGUUUUUCAAUAUUUAUAUAUAUAUAUAUAUAGGUAUAUAAUAAUUAAUAUAGUUUAAUAUGUAUAAAUACUUAACUAAAAAAAUAUCUAAUUUAAUUACAAUUGGAAUCUUUAUAAGUGUAUGGUGUACAUAAUAUUGUAGUAUAGGCACAAUAAUUAUAAAACUAUAGAUUAAAUAUUUUCAAAUUAAAGCACUCGCAAGUUAUAUUUUUACAAUAAAAAUAAUUUAUUGUAUAAGAAUAUUAAUAACUAUUAAAAAUCACAAUUUAAAAAUUAACCUUAUGAAGAAAAAUGUUUUAUAUAAUUUAAUAUUUAAUAAAACAUUUUAUUCGAUACUAAAUUCAUAAGAAAAAUAUUUGUGAGAAAUUGAAUUUUUAGUGCUUAGUUUAAUGUAAAUUCUGUACUUAAGUGAUCAAGAUUGCAUGAUUAUAAUAAAUAUCAAAGUACGAGAGAGAUAAUAAAAACAAAAUUAUUUUGUUGCUGCUUCACGUUCUUCCCGAGAACGUUUUUCUUCAUUAGCUAAACGAGUUUCUUCCUCCAAUAUCUCAUCAAAGUUCUGCAUUGAGUUCGAUCGUGAUGCUACUUUAGUCUAAAAAUU